GUCAUGGUCAGCAUUGCAGUCACGACCUUGAUGUUGUUGCCUCUCAACGUGGUUAGUGCUCUCCUGAGCAUACCUAAUUUCUACGGGACCGAGCCCAGCCCGAGAAUUUUUGCAGGUAUGAUGUUUGGGGUUGUGAUGCUACUACUUGCCGUUUAUAUCUCGGUCCACAACUGGACCAGCCUCAAAAGCACUUCCCUCAACCUGGCCUCUGCCAUCCAAGUGCAGCUGUUGAGGCGUGGAGUAAGUCGUAAUGGAACGUGGAACCAGGACUGUGAUUUGGAGCAGGUGCCAGUGACUUGAACGUCUUUGGGCCUCAGAGAGAAUAAACAAUUUCUCACAGGAUAGAUAUAGCCCAGUAGAAUAACGCCAUAGCA
Microdochium trichocladiopsis is the source of this 374-nucleotide messenger RNA. RefSeq lists its product as uncharacterized. The coding region runs from base 4 to 300 and encodes 98 amino acids. The record is from RefSeq and is a predicted model, not a curated record. NCBI's taxonomy places the organism in Eukaryota, Fungi, Ascomycota, Sordariomycetes, Xylariales, Microdochiaceae. The transcript is spliced from 2 exons.